CUUUCUUGUGUUGUAAUGGUGACGCUGAGGUUGACGACUUAUCAGGGGCGUGGAAACUGAGUUUUCAAUUUUCACUUAGAAUUUAAGAUUUGACACCUACAAUGAACUGAGUGGUAACCAGCAAAGUUUCAGAAUGGCUGAGGAACGGACAACUGAAGUUGCUACAAGAAUGGGGACAAGAAGACAGACAAUGCUGAAUGAGAGGAAAGCUAAGGAAGAACAAAAUGAACAACAAAAUAAUAAACCAAAUGAAUGUGCAGAACCAUUCGCCUGCUGUGGCUGUAACAGAACAUUUAGCACUCCAGCAGGUUGCAAAAGGCAUAUGCGUUACUGUGCAUUAGCUGAUGGAUCGUUAUUAGUGGUAGACAAGAGUAACAUGGACAACGCCAAUGGGCCUGAGAACAGUUUACGAGGCAGGCAAAAUUCAGAGAAUAGUGAAGCAGCUAACCCAACAGAAGCACAAGCUAAUGGUAGCCCUCAGCAACAGAUAAAAGGCACAGUGUUGAACACAGUAAAUGAGCUUAUAGACGAAACUUCAGCUUUGGGUCCAGGCAAAUGUCAUUGUUGUGGUGAAGACCUCGACACUGCCCACUCGGGGGGUGACUUUGAAUGUGUUGAUUGCUCUAAAAGCUUCAAGUUGAAGUCCAGUCUGGAGAGGCACAGAAGAGUGAUUCACAUGGAAGGAGAGACAUAUACAUGCCCAGAGUGUAAUGCAAGAUGUCCAGACAAAGGAACUCUUGCAAGGCACAUGUACACUCAUACGGGUCUGAAACCCUAUUCAUGUUCACGUUGCCAGAAAACCUUUAGCAGAAAAUAUCAUUUGGAGCGACAUGUUGCACAAACAGGGUGUGAUGGGAAGUCAAGGCCAAGUUUUCCAUGUCAGGUGUGUGGGCGAAUGUUCAGUCGGAAAGAUAAUUUGAGGCAGCAUUUACGUGCUCAUGCAGGUCAGGUGAUACGAAAGAAGACUUACACAUGUGAACAUUGUCAUCACGAGUUUCAGGGUGCUACACUUUUGCAGGUGCAUUUGAGGACACAUACAGGUGAGAGGCCAUAUCCUUGUGAUUUCUGUCCAAAGAGAUUUCCUUCAAGUGGUGCGAUGAAGAAACAUCGAAGGAUGCACACUGGCGAGCGACCUUAUGAAUGCAAGGAGUGCUAUGCCAAAUUUGCAGCAAAGGAAACACUGAAUCGUCACAUACGUACGCACACGGGUAUCAAACCUCAUAUCUGCCAGUUCUGUGGCAAGAGCUUUAUACAGUCUGCCCAACUUCGAGCUCACAUUUUCCAUCACACAGGUGAAAAUGGGUUCACAUGUAGCCAUUGCGGCAAGGCAUUCAAUCGCAGAUCUCGUCUUCUUAUGCAUGUGAAAUAUAUUCAUGAAGGUGCAAAACCAUAUGAAUGUGAGCAAUGUUCAAAAACUUUUGUCCGAAAGGAAGAUCUGGCUCGUCACACUAUUCUACACUCAGGCAUAAAAGCACACAAAUGCCCAAUUUGCCAGAAGAGCUUCGCCAUGAAAUCUUCAUUGAAGAUACAUCUUUUGACGCAUACAAAGGAACCACCCCGUUCUUGUGAUGAAUGUGGAAGAGCAUUCAUUCGGCAAGAUUGCUUACUCCGUCACAUGCGCACCAAGCACAGAGACAUGUUGGAGGAGAUAUUGGCUGAAACAGAAAAGAAAAAACUGCAACAGCAGCUUCUAGCUGCAGCAGCAGCUCAAGGGCCUGUUGGAUCUGGUGUGGGCCUGAAUGGUAGUGGAAGUGAUGGAAGUUCAGGCGAUCCUAGUAGCAUACCAUCACUCAGUGAAGCUGCUCUCGCUGACUCAGUUCGUGAGCUGCUGGCACUGCUAGUGGACGAAGCCACUUUAAAGGCUUUUGGAUGGCCAGAAACACAAGUUGACCAGUUGCUAGAGGCAGUCAUUCGUCGAUGUGGUCAUCAGCCUGUAACCUCAGAGGAGCUAUUGUACACAGAUAGAUUGCGUGAAAAUGCCAAGCUGCUGUUCACUGUUGUCAUAGAUGACUCUGCUGUCAAGACUUUGCUCAACAAUCAGACUGUGGACGAAGUUAUUUUGCAUGUACUUCGUCUCGCCAAGUCAUAA
Messenger RNA from Schistocerca piceifrons (Central American locust), 2089 nucleotides. RefSeq names its product gastrula zinc finger protein XlCGF57.1-like. Lineage: Eukaryota; Metazoa; Arthropoda; Insecta; Orthoptera; Acrididae. The transcript is spliced from 13 exons. Gene Ontology annotation, cellular component: nucleus. The record is from RefSeq and is a predicted model, not a curated record. Gene Ontology annotation, biological process: regulation of transcription by RNA polymerase II. Gene Ontology annotation, molecular function: RNA polymerase II transcription regulatory region sequence-specific DNA binding; DNA-binding transcription factor activity, RNA polymerase II-specific. The coding region runs from base 134 to 2089 and encodes 651 amino acids.